Messenger RNA from Colletotrichum destructivum, 1410 nucleotides. Its product is annotated as Putative glutathionylspermidine synthase, pre-ATP-grasp-like domain-containing protein. The transcript has a single exon. NCBI's taxonomy places the organism in Eukaryota, Fungi, Ascomycota, Sordariomycetes, Glomerellales, Glomerellaceae. The coding region runs from base 1 to 1410 and encodes 469 amino acids. The record is from RefSeq and is a predicted model, not a curated record.
AUGCGUCGUGUUUCUGUAGAGAAAAGGCCCAAUGCCAUCCGCCUGGUGCAAAGUCAGGGUCUAGUAUUCGCCGAUGUUGUGGCUCCUGGCGCGUCGGAGCCAUAUUGGCCAGAUGAUCGUUACUACUCUUUUACUGAAGAGGAGAUAGGUGUCCUUGAAGAAGCCUCUAGAAACGUCUUUGCAAUGUGCUGCGAAGCAGCAGACUUUCUUGUGGAACACCCGGGCAUCAUCAAGAAAAUGGCUGUGCCUGCCUUUACAGUCAAGCAGAUCAAGGAGUCAUGGUCCCGCGAGCCUGCUUGGGGCAGCAUUUACGGCCGUUUCGACGUUUGCUUUGGGGGGCUUCAGCACCCAGAUCCGCGACUGCGUGUGCCAAGGUUCUACGAAUUUAAUGCAGAUACGCCGACAUCGCUGCUUGAGUCCGCCUUGAUCCAGUGGCUUUGGUUGGAGCAAACUGGUCACGGAAACGACCAGUUCAAUAUCAUUACUGAGAGGCUCGUCAAGGCCUGGAAGCGUAACCUGACGCUUAUCGACAAUAAGCUUGGCCACAAGCCCACAGUUUACUUUGCUGUUGGCGAGGGCGAGUCUACAGGAGAGGAAGCCAUGAACACCAUGUUCCUACUGGAGACUUGUCAGCAAGCAGGGUGGACCACUAAAACGCUUACGAUGGAGGAAAUUGCCAAGUCAAAGGACGGCCGCUUUUACGACGCACAGGGCAAUCACAUUGAUGUCAUCUUCAAGCUCUAUCCAUGGGAGUUCAUGAUCAACCAGCAGUUCGGCGAGGCAUGCUUCGAGGAUAUGGAAAACAUCGGCAAGCGCGACGAAGGUCAUUACGUUGGGGGAACGAUAUGGAUUGAGCCGCCGUACAAGCUUCUCUGGAGCAGCAAAGCGAUCUUUGCUGUCCUCUGGGACAUGUUCAAAGACGACCCUAGGCACAAGUGGCUGCUCCCUACGUACUUUGACGACGAGGUGCCUACUUCAAUGACGAGCUUCGCGCGAAAGCCAAUCUUUUCUCGCGAGGGUGCCGAUGUUGUCCUACGAAAGGAGGGCAAAAUCAUCCAGGAUGCGUCUACUGGAGAUUAUGGCGCUGAAGGAUAUAUUGUGCAGGAGCUUGCUGUGCUUCCUGAGUUUAUAGACGAUGAUAAUGCCUCGCAUUUUCCUGUCCUAGGCAUGUGGUUCGUCGAUGGCGAUCCGGUUGGGUUGGGCAUCCGAGAAGACAUUACACCGAUUACGACGAUCGCGUCGGUGUUCAUUCCACAUUCGAUUGAAGACGGACCUGUAAACUACGCGAGACAGGAAGCUGCCGAUGACGAAGAAGUUGAGAACUUGUUGAGGGUCGAGCCGUUCUUUGACUCAUUUAACAAGGAGGAGAAUGAAAUGUUGAGCUACAUCAAAAAGGUUGUGAUUUCCUAA